Messenger RNA from Chrysochloris asiatica (Cape golden mole), 3589 nucleotides. It is a transcript of the gene MAP2K4, whose product is annotated as mitogen-activated protein kinase kinase 4. Bases 17 to 1219 code for a protein of 400 amino acids. The record is from RefSeq and is a predicted model, not a curated record. Gene Ontology annotation, molecular function: JUN kinase kinase activity; ATP binding. The transcript has 11 exons. Gene Ontology annotation, biological process: protein phosphorylation; MAPK cascade. Lineage: Eukaryota; Metazoa; Chordata; Mammalia; Afrosoricida; Chrysochloridae.
CUCCUCACUCCCAACAAUGGCGGCUCCGAGCCCUAGCGGCGGCGGCGGCGGCUCCGGGGGCGGCAGCAGCACCGGCAUCCCGGGCUCUGUAGGGUCCCCGGCGCCGGGCCACCCGGCCGUCAGCAGCAUGCAGGGUAAACGCAAAGCACUGAAGCUGAAUUUUGCAAAUCCACCUUUCAAAUCUACAACAAGGUUUACUCUGAAUCCCAACCCUACAGGAGUUCAGAACCCACACAUAGAGAGACUGAGAACACACAGCAUUGAAUCGUCAGGAAAACUGAAGAUUUCCCCUGAACAGCACUGGGAUUUCACUGCGGAGGACUUGAAAGACCUUGGAGAAAUUGGACGAGGCGCUUAUGGUUCUGUCAACAAAAUGGUCCACAAACCAAGUGGGCAAAUAAUGGCAGUUAAAAGAAUUCGGUCAACAGUGGAUGAAAAGGAACAAAAACAACUUCUUAUGGAUUUGGAUGUAGUAAUGCGGAGUAGUGAUUGCCCAUAUAUUGUUCAGUUUUAUGGUGCGCUCUUCAGAGAGGGUGACUGUUGGAUCUGUAUGGAACUCAUGUCUACCUCGUUUGAUAAGUUUUACAAAUAUGUAUAUAGUGUAUUAGAUGAUGUUAUUCCAGAAGAAAUUUUAGGAAAAAUCACUUUAGCAACUGUGAAGGCACUAAACCACUUAAAAGAAAACUUGAAAAUCAUUCACAGAGAUAUCAAACCUUCCAAUAUUCUUCUGGACAGAAGUGGGAAUAUUAAACUCUGUGACUUUGGCAUCAGUGGACAGCUCGUGGACUCCAUUGCCAAGACAAGAGAUGCUGGUUGUAGGCCAUACAUGGCACCUGAAAGAAUAGACCCAAGUGCAUCACGGCAAGGAUACGACGUGCGCUCUGAUGUCUGGAGUUUGGGGAUCACAUUGUACGAGUUGGCCACAGGCCGGUUUCCUUAUCCAAAGUGGAAUAGUGUAUUUGAUCAGCUAACACAAGUCGUGAAAGGAGAUCCUCCACAGCUGAGUAAUUCUGAGGAAAGAGAAUUCUCCCCAAGUUUCAUCAACUUUGUCAACUUGUGCCUUACGAAGGAUGAAUCCAAAAGGCCAAAGUAUAAGGAACUUCUGAAACAUCCCUUUAUUUUAAUGUAUGAAGAACGCACCGUAGAAGUCGCAUGCUAUGUUUGUAAAAUCCUGGAUCAAAUGCCAGCUACUCCCAGCUCUCCCAUGUAUGUUGAUUGAUACCGCUGCUACAUCAGACUCUAGACAAAAGGGCUGAGAAGAAGCAAGACGUAAAGAAUUUUCAUCCUGUAUCACAGUGUUUUUAUUGCUCGCCCAGACACCAUGUGCAAUAAGAUUGGUGUUGGUUUCCAUCAUGUCUGUAUACUCCUGUCCCAUAGAACGUGCAUCCCUGUAAUACCCGAUUGAUCACACAGUGUUAGUGCUGCUCAGAGAGACCUCAUCCUGCUCUUUCGUGAUGAACAUGUUCAUGAAAUGUGGAGUCAGUACGAUCGAUUUGUUGACUGUGAUUAGAUCGCAUCUUAAAUUCAUUUCUUGAUUCAAAACCUGGAGACGCAGCUACUGGAAUGGUGUUUUGUCAGACUUCCAAGUGCUGGAAGAAGGAAGGUGGAGGUGGAUGUACUCUGUCUGAAACAGACUCGGGCUUGGGCGAGAAGAGCUUGCACAGCCAAUGAGACACAUUGCCUUCUGCAGCUGGGAGACAGAGGAGGAAUUUACUUUCUUCACCAAGUGCAAUAGAUUUUCUGAUUUGAUAAUUCUGUUGCUUUACAGCCACAGUCGAUGUUUGGGGAUCGAUGUGCUCAGCCAAAUUUCCUGUUUGAAAUAUCAUGUUAAAUUAGAAUGAAUUUCUCUUUACCAAAAAUCAUGUUGCAUUCAGAGAGGUGAACAUUAAAAUACUGAGACAGGACAGAAUGGGUUCUUUUCUCCUUUACCAGUCCUAUCUUCAAUGGGAAGACUCAGGAGGCCGCCACUUAGUACAGAAGGUGCUGAUCCUAAGAAUUUCUCAUUCUCAGAAUUCAGUGUGCUGCCAACUUUGAUGUUUCACCUGUCACAAACCACCAGGAGUGAAAGAACAACAAGUACAGAGGGCAAAGUUUACAGAUGUUUUUAAUUCUAGUAUCUUACCCCGGACCACUUGUAGUGGCUAUGUUUCUCCCCGGGGCCCCAAGCCUGAUACUUUAGCCAUCAUAACUUGCUAACAGGGAGAAGUAAGUAGCUAGUAGCAAUGUGCCUUGAUCGAUUAGAUAAAGAUUCUUGUAGGCAGCAAAGACCAAAUCUCACUUGUUUGCUUCUUGCCAUCACUGUUCCUGGUCUUCAGUUACCACAUCUCUUUCCCUUCCCAUCUGUUGCCGCUAUGUGGCUUUUGCCACAUAAUAAUCCAAUAUUUCACCUUUUUUCCUAUUUAAAAAGUCUGUCUGAUUACCAGGGACAUUCCUUACCAAGGGUUUUUAGGUCCACGUAUCUCAUGCUCUAAUGUUUAAGAGGCUGAGAACGACGGGGCCCAGCAGAUGUGGUGAGUGAUGAAGCAGCAUCUCUUCUCGAGGCGUGUUGGACCAGACAGGUGUCGAGAGCACAGUCUUUUAGAUAAGCUCAGCCCCCUCCAGUCUGUAGCUGAUCACCAUCAUCUCUCAGAAGUGGGCUUCCUGUUAGGUACAAAAAGACAAAGAAAGAGAGGCCCCGAACUUCUGUUUCACUCCCCCAUGAGCCCUGUCCUGCUUAGGUUUCUGCUCCGGCCUCCCAGACUCGGAACAUUAGGCUUUUGUAUAAAAGUUCAGCAGCACUGUGAAUGGUUCAAGCACACUGGAAAAUAAAACAGCCCUGGUCUGAGACGCAGGUAAUGAAUGCCAUUAUAGACCCAAACUGUGGCCCGUAGAGCUGUGUCUCCUCCCAGCGCGACAGUCAUAAAUAAAUACUAUUAAACAAUAAAGAGCGAAUGGUGCUGUUGUAAGUUACAUCAUGUCAAUUUCAGAACUUAAAAAGUGAUUCUAUAACCUCUUUGGUCCACUUGCCUAUUUUCCUGUCUCCACCUCCCCCCGCCCCCUCCUCUUGACAUCCUAAACCAUAGACUUACCAGUGUUUUGAAAGGAGAGACGUUGUGUGCCCUCCUUCGACCAUGCCAAGCCAUCACCCUCCAGUGCUCCCGGGACUCAAGAGGAACCUGGUUCUCUGCUGUCAGCUUCCCGCCUGGCUCAGCACAGGGUUACUUUGCCAUUGUGCAAAUGGAGAGAAAGCAAUUCUGACUGUCCAGGAGCUGAUCUAACCAUUCUGUUGUGUGGAUGACCACAUAAAAAGGCAAUUUUAGUGUAUUAAUCAUAGAUUAUUAUGAACUAUAAAUUUAAGGGCAAGGAGUUUAUUACAAUGUAUCUUUAUUAAAACAAAAGGGUGUAUAGUGUUCACAAACUGUGAAAAUAGUGUAAGAACUGUACAUUGUGAGCUCUGGUUAUUUUUCUCUUGUACCAUAGAAAAAAAAUUGUAUAAAAAUUAUCAAAAAGCUAAUGUGCAGGGAUAUUGCCUUAUUUGUCUGUAAAAAUAGAGCUCCGUAACAUAACCGCUUCUUGGAGCUUUGGAAUAUUUUAUCCUGUAUUCUUGUUU